UUUCGGUGGGCCGUGUAAAUUUAGUGCGUUUUGAAUAACGCGCGGGAAUGGCACUUACCGGACCGAGUUCAUUGUGAAAACGAAAAAGGCCUUGAGCAGAGUUCGAAGUGUAAAAAUUUAAUAAAACUUGUAAUAUUUUGAGCUUGGUUAUUCGCUAAAAUGAAGUUUAUUAGCUUUCUGCUUAUUUUAAUGUUCCUUGGCGCUUGUGCUGCCUUUGGUCAAUAUCAUAUGCGGCAUUACAAUAGUCGACAAGUGGAUUCUAGUGAGGAGGAUGACAAGAGUCCAGUGUUGCGUUCAUAUCGCCGCUGCAUGUGGGAGCAAUCGAAAUUCCUGCCACGCCGUUUAGUGCUACUCAGCUUGUGUGCGAAUUUGUUUUGUGAGAAUAAUCAAGUCGUACAACGUUCCAGGUCUAUUUUUGUAGUGGAAAAGAUGUCUAGACCCAACGACUGUAUGGAUAUACUACCCGAGCAAUGCGAGCAAGGUGACGAGGAAGAGCUGAUGUAUAAACCCUUUCCGGAUUGCUGUCCAGUCUAUUGCAAUCUCAAGCGUCGCAUGCAGCGCUUGAAGACAAUGCAUUAUCGGCAUCGUAAGCUAUUGAAUUUUCAACAUCAGCAAGCACAGUCAGAUAUCCUAUUAGGCAACUAUAAUGUGGACGAUCUAAGCUUUAGAUAAGCUUGAAAGCCUAAGAACAAUGAGCGUAGCGCAUCUUCUAUGGUUGCGAAAAGUGAUGUGGCUGCCAGUUAAGUGGCAAUGAGUUAUGCACGUGGAUUUGUUGCUUUAUUGGAAGUGAAUUUUAAUUAAAUACAAGCAAAAAAAAUAAAAAAUAAAAAAUCGU
This is a messenger RNA of Rhagoletis zephyria (snowberry fruit fly), 835 nucleotides long. RefSeq lists its product as uncharacterized. Lineage: Eukaryota; Metazoa; Arthropoda; Insecta; Diptera; Tephritidae. The record is from RefSeq and is a predicted model, not a curated record.